CUUGUCUGGAAAAUUAUCAACGGUUAACAACCACCGUGUACUUUCUGUUAUAACGGCGCCCCCUGUGUCCCUUGAUUUUAAAUCUAGCCGAUCAGCUUAACGACUGUCACAUGACUGAAGAUUGACGACCGGGACAUGAGCGCCAUCUGAACAAGAAGUGUAAAGACAGACCUCAUCGCUUAAUGAUGGCAGUCCGUAUCUGGAGGUUGAUUGUGGCCCUGUGUGUAUAUACAGACAUCCUAUUUUUUACAACUGCACAGUCGGAGGAAUGCGAAUGUGAAGAAUUUCCAUGCACAACACAGAGACGUUACGAAUACGCCGAUUUUAGCCGUAAAUUAAACGUUGCUCUGGGUAAACCAGUGUCUUCAAGUUCAGUACAUAGAGGCACGUUAUCCUCUGCUCAACCUUGUGUUGUUGUUAGUGGCCAUGUAACGACUCAUCUCGUGAGCGAUAAGGACAGGACAGGCAUUUGCUUUCUGACUGCAGCAGAGGACAAGUUACCUUAUUGGGAAGUCGAUCUACUGGAGCCUUAUUUACUUGCUGGCAUCAACAUCACCUGGGCACUAACCGCAGAUUCUUCCUUGGAUUAUAGCCGUGAAGGAAUGAGAAAUAAGACGAAAAUCGGCGUGUUUGUGGACGGCAACAAGAUUUACGAGUACCAGGGGACAGAUUCUGACAAGGAUUACAUUUCUGUUCCACCUAAUACCAUUGGUCAAAUAAUCAGGAUCCAGCGAUUACUUGAGGUUCCACGUAAAAAUGUACAUGACAGACAUUACCCACUUAUGCUUUGCCAAGUUGAAGUCUAUAGCUGCAGGUUCGGAUUUUAUGGCACUGAAUGUGAAGGUAUCUGCGAGCAACCAAUCUGCUGGAAUAGAGAAAUAUGUAGUGGUGUCGACGGGUCCUGCCCACCAGAGGAACCGGAGAUUACUGUGGAAUGUGACUCUACGAGCUUUAAAUUAGCUUGUGCUUUUGACGUUGUCGUCAUGAUACUCGCCGCCGUUGCUGCAAAGGUAAUUCCCAAAAAGAAAGACCCACCGAUGGUGCCUCUACCUGCUGCGACACCCGAGGUUAAAGAGGACGAAGAAGAAAAAGAGAAUGAAGGCGAAAGAGAAGGUGAAGAAGAAGAAACUACGGUGUAGGAGGGAUGAUGCGGGCGUGUUAAGUUCGACAUGAAAAUGUUUUGUUUGUUACAAGGUAAAAGACUUUUUGUUACAAUCUACAAACCUGUUCCAGACUUUUUAUUACAAGCUACAAACUUGUUCCAGACUUUUUGUUACAAGCUACAAACUUGUUCCAGACUUUUUGUUACAAUCUACAAACUCGUUCCAGACACUCAAGCUACAAACCUGUUCCAGACUUUUUGUUACAAGCUACAAACUUGUUCCAGACUUUUUGUUACAAUCUACAAACUUGUUCCAGACUUUUUGUUACAAUCUACAAACUCGUUCCAGACACUCAAGCUACAAACUUGUUCCAGACUUUUUGUUACAGUCUACAAACUUGUUCCAGACUUGAUAUUGCAAGCUACAAACUUAUUUCGUUACAUGCUACAAACAUGUUCCAGACUUUUCCAACUUUCACGCCAUGACUAACUGCAGUAGUGAAAAUGGCUGCUGCUUAACACUGCGCGUUACACACUUCAUUCAGAAUUGUUGUGAUUUAAUUAUAAAUGUUCCAUACUUUUUAAGUGUUAUUUUAUUCAUUCUUUACUGAAUUAAAGAAAUGUUGCAAGUUUUUCUAAAGUAUUCAGUUUUAGGCUUAUUGUUGCACUUCAUCCUUCUAUUGUUACUGAAUUGUUUCAAGUCAACAUUGCCUUGGCUCCUAUGGCUGAGAUGUGUUUCUGCUUUAUAAGCAAACAUACUGUUAACCAUGCUUUUCAUUAUUUACCCUUUUUGCCUGUAUGUCUGGUCACCAUAUUUGUCAUUUUGUUUAGAAUGUAGGGCAUUUUAUCCUAGCAGAAAUAUUUGAGAUGCUUAGAAAUGCUCACAGCACAGUAACACAAUGUUUGACAUAUUUACAAAAGAAAGAGGAAAAAAUCCCGAGAGAAAAGACAAUGAAAUAAGAGUCAGCAGCACACACACAUACACAUGCAUACCUUUACUAUCAACAUAACUUUAUUAUCAAUGCUACAAGUGACCAAUUUUUUGCUGAGAUUUGUUUUUGCUUUAUAAGCAAACAUACUGUUAACCAUGCUUUUCAUUAUUUACCCUUUUUGCCUGUAUGUCUGGUCACCAUAUUUGUCAUUUUGUUUAGAAUGUAGGGCAUUUUAUCCUAGCAGAAAUAUUUGAGAUGCUUAGAAAUGCUCACAGCACAGUAACACAAUGUUUGACAUAUUUACAGAAGAAAGAGGAAAAAAUCCCGAGAGAAAAGACAAUGAAAUAAGAGUCAGCAGCACACACACAUACACAUGCAUACUUUUACUAUCAACAUAACUUCAUUAUCAAUGCUACGAGUGACCAAUUUUUUGCUGUUUUGCAUUUGUGGUUAUAAGAUGUUUGAACUGGUUGGGUUAAUUUACAGUUACGUUUUGUGACUUUAGUGUUGUCGAAAUAAAUUUUACUUCAUUGUAACGUU
This is a messenger RNA of Pomacea canaliculata, 2574 nucleotides long. RefSeq lists its product as uncharacterized. The transcript has 10 exons. The coding region runs from base 183 to 1139 and encodes 318 amino acids. NCBI's taxonomy places the organism in Eukaryota, Metazoa, Mollusca, Gastropoda, Architaenioglossa, Ampullariidae. The record is from RefSeq and is a predicted model, not a curated record.